This is a messenger RNA of Diabrotica balteata, 1612 nucleotides long. The record is from the annotation of a GenBank genome assembly. NCBI's taxonomy places the organism in Eukaryota, Metazoa, Arthropoda, Insecta, Coleoptera, Chrysomelidae.
AGUGUCCUAAAAACGGUGAAAGAAAUACGAUGUUUCUUGUCUUAUUGGCUGUUUUUAUAACAAGUUUAGUAGCUAAAUUUUAUUGGUCAAGACGCCAUCUCUAUGCAGCUGCAGCCAAAAUUCAGGGACCCAAAGGCUUACCGAUAGUCGGUAACGCUCUCUCCUUCUUUUGUGACUCCGAAGAUAUUUUGGAGAAAAUAAAAAUUGCAUUUGAACCAGUCAAACAUGAACCGUUACGAUUUUGGUUGGGUCCAUAUUUACUUAUUGCCUUGAAAAAUCCAGUUCAUUUAGAGAAGAUAAUGUCAUCGCAAAAAUUCGCUUACAAGCACGAUUUGUAUGAAUUUUUGGAAAAAUUUGGUGGAGAUGGAUUAAUCACAGCAUCAGGAUUAAAACCGAAAUAUAAAAUACAUAGAAGACUCUUACAGCCAAUGUUUAAUUUGAGCUUUGUAAAGAGUACUUUACCUAUAAUGAAUGAACGGUUCAAACUUUGUAUGGAAGAACUAGAAAAAUUUGCUAAUGGGAAAACUUUUGAUAUCGUCCAUGUUAUGGAACCUUGUUCAAUGGGUGUUAUAGCCGAAAUUGUAAUGGGACAAAAAUUAAAUAGUCAGAGUGUAUAUAAUAUACAAUUAUCUCAAGUUAUGUCAAAGUUAUUGUAUUGUGGUUUCACAAGAAUGGUAAAACUGUGGCUUCAUAGUGAUUUUAUAUAUAACUUGCAUCCCUUAAAAAAGGAACAAGACGAUGCCUUGUCAGCAUUAUAUCAUUUUAUUAACGAGGCUAUCACAGACUCUUGGGCGAGAAGAAAAUUUAAUAAGACUAACACAUUUAUACCUGUACUUGACAUACUUACAGAGAUUGUAGAACAAAAUAGUAGAAUACUCAGUCGAGAAGAUUUAGUCGAUCAUUUAACAAAUAUAAUAAGUGCAUCACAAGACCCGUUUUCCAUAAUUAGCUCUUUUUCUAUUGUUUGUUUUGGAAUGUACCCUGAAUAUCAGGCUAAAGCUGUGGACGAAAUAAAGAAUGUAAUUGGUGAAAAACCGAGAGAAAUUACUUUAGAAGACGUAUAUAAGCUUGAAUAUUUGGAUAUGUGCGUUAAAGAUGUAUUAAGAUUAUUUCCUAUAGCCCCAAUAAUUUUACGAAAGAGUAUAGAAGAUUAUCAUUUAGAUGAAUGGACAAUUCCCAAAGGAGCAGCAAUAGCAGUACCGAUUUAUUUUUUGCAUAGGGAUCCAGAAUAUUGGAAAAACCCUGAUCAUUUCUAUCCUGAUCAUUUUCUGCCUGAAUUUGUCCAGAAGAGACAUCCAUACGCUUAUAUGCCCUUUAGCGCUGGCCCUAGAGGAUGCAUUGGUAAAACACUAGCUAACAUCGAGAUAAGGCUUUUUAUGGCAAUGUUUUUGCAAACAUACGAAGUAGAAGCUGACGGAACUGUACCUCUUCUAAAAUUGCGUGCUGACAUAUCGACCAGAGCCAAAUUUGGAUACAACUGUAGGAUAAAUAAACGCAAUUGGAAUAUCAGACCGAAGUGAAAGUAAUUUGUUACGUUAUUAUUAUUGCUAAGUAAUAAUAUUGUAUCUUUGAUAUUAUUUUCUUCAAUUUUAAUAAAAUAUUAUUCAGCACU